UCGUCGGGACUCGAUUCACUUGUCGUGUCUUUUUUUUUUUUUUUGUGGAAUUUUGUAGGUGUGGCGUGUGUGUAUAUAUAUAUAUGCUGGUUUGUACUGUCGUUUGGCAAUUUUGUUUGAAUUGAAUUGAGGGUAGGGUGAGGGGUGUGUGUGGGAGAAAAUGGGGGUUGAUUACUACAACAUAUUGAAGGUUUCGAGGAAUGCGACGGAGGAGGAUUUGAAGAAGUCGUACAAGAGGCUGGCGAUGAAGUGGCAUCCGGAUAAGAAUGCGGUGAACACUAAGGAGGCGGAGGCGAAAUUCAAGCAGAUAAGUGAGGCGUAUGAUGUGUUGAGUGAUUUGGAGAAGAGACAGAUCUAUGAUUUGUACGGGGAAGAAGGGCUCAAGUCUGGGUUGUAUCCGCCCCCGAAUAUGAAGGAGAGAGAUGUUGGAGGAGGCCGGGGGUUUAGAUUUAGUCCGAGGGAUGCUGAGGAUAUCUUUGAGGAGUUUUUUGGUGGAUUUGAUAUUGACAGGGAAAAAAGUACUGGCGGCGGCCGCGGCGGUGGUCUGAAACUGAAGAAGGCGGAGGCCAUGGAGAGUAAGUUGCCGUGUAGCCUGGAGGAGCUGUACAAAGGCACCAGAAGAAAGAUGAAGAUAUCAAGAAUUGUUCUGGAUGAUUCUGGCAAGCCUUGCACUGUUGAAGAGAUCUUGUCAAUUCAUAUCAAACCAGGGUGGAAAAAGGGUACUAAGAUCACUUUUCCGGAGAAAGGCAACCAUGAAGCUGAUACUUCCCCUGGGGACCUCAUCUUUGUUGUCGAUGAAAAACCCCAUCGGAUUUUUAAGCGGGAUGGCAAUGAUCUAAUCAUCAACCAGAGAAUCUCCCUCCUGGAUGCACUCACCGGGAAGACUCUCAACAUAACAACAUUGGAUGGACGAGAUCUACCUCUUACACUCUCAGAUGUAAUCAAACCUGGCCAGGAAGUGGUGAUUGAAAAUGAAGGAAUGCCAAUAUCUAAAGAACCUGGUAAAAAUGGAAACUUGAGAAUCAAGUUUGACAUCAAGUUUCCUUCAAGGCUUACUGCAGAUCAAAAAUCUGAUUUGAGAAGGGUCUUUGGCAGAUCAGCCCAGUAAUGAUCGGUUCAGCUGAAUGAUUGGGAUUGGCUACCCUCUGUAGUUUUGAAAAUGCAACCAAGUGUACAUAUUUGCCUUCAGACCGUAAAGGAUCUUGUGCAUAGUAGGAGAAAUAGAUCCAGGUUUUUCGUUUGCAGACUUUUAGCAAUGUUUUAUUCCAGCACAAGAGAUAUUGCAGCUGUAAGACAAUAGUGUUUUUAGCCAACUGUAAAAUACAAUAAUCUCUAUGGUUGUGAUUCCUGUUUAUUUC
This is a messenger RNA of Andrographis paniculata, 1358 nucleotides long. RefSeq lists its product as uncharacterized. Gene Ontology annotation, molecular function: protein-folding chaperone binding. Bases 161 to 1108 code for a protein of 315 amino acids. The transcript has 2 exons. Gene Ontology annotation, cellular component: cytosol. The record is from RefSeq and is a predicted model, not a curated record. Lineage: Eukaryota; Viridiplantae; Streptophyta; Magnoliopsida; Lamiales; Acanthaceae.